Puccinia triticina is the source of this 1377-nucleotide messenger RNA. RefSeq lists its product as uncharacterized. The coding region runs from base 1 to 1377 and encodes 458 amino acids. The record is from RefSeq and is a predicted model, not a curated record. NCBI's taxonomy places the organism in Eukaryota, Fungi, Basidiomycota, Pucciniomycetes, Pucciniales, Pucciniaceae. The transcript is spliced from 5 exons.
AUGCAGCAAUGGCUCAUCUACUUUAUGAUGGGUGUCCCUAUUUCCUCGUAUAAUUCGGAUUGCGCUUCUCCGUCUUCAGUCUUCCGGCCAACCAUGAACUUGCAAACGACCACCAGCUUCUCUCCUCUUCACAUUCGAUCGGCUGAGACGCCGCCGAAACCUGAGAAGGUCAUCACCCCAGGUCGCGAACUGACCCGUGAGGAACGGAAGGUCGCUCGUCGGAGGAAUGGCCCAAUGGAUGUGCUCCCCAGCUACGCUGGCAAACGGUUGACCUUCACCCUACCACCCGCUACUGGACCAAAAUUUGGUCAACUGAACCAACCGGAUGCCAUCCCUUCCGACAAACGCACCCAAUCUAAUCACUCAUCAGCAUCCAAUACUCCCUCGACCUCUAAAAUUCCACAGCCUCAAAGAGUUCUACAAUCACCUCUUACUCGGGAGAUCAGCCUGGCUGAGCUCAUCAAACCACGUCCUGAACCACCGGGUCCCAACACGUCUAAAAAAGCUAAGGGCAAAAUUAUCACAGGCAAAGAAAAUGCUCAACCAACCUCCCCAGAUCACGGUAAUCUCCCCAGUAGCGCGUCAAUCAAAUCGAGCAUCAACAAACCCAUCAUUCCCAUCUCUGAUAUUCGAGUAUCGAAAGCAUCGGGUCGAUCUAGAAAAUCACUACACGUGGUACAACGAAAGAAAGAACGCAGUGAGCCCUCAUGUGAUAGUGAUGCGACGCCUACUGUUUUGAAUACCCCCAAAACUUCACCACGCAAUUCGAGCGAUUCAGACAAAAUGAAGACGCUAGCAGCCAAGAUCUUCACACCAGGGGUUUCUCGCAAGGAGGCCAAGAGCAGCCAGAGGACAGCCGAAACGAGCCGGAAGACGGACAUCAACUUGUUAUUCGACCAGCCAACAACAAGUCGGCAGGCCCUCAAGGCCGGCAAAGAUCUAGUCCAAGAAAGCCAGCAGGACCCCGGGGAAGAACAGAUCUAUAUCGUCGCGGAUAGGCUACUCAGACAAGACGACUCACUCGAGAAGUCAAUCGAAGACGGCGAGGAACUGAGUCUAGAAACUCAGCGUCUGUUACUCAAGAUCAAGAGCCAAUUGAAUCCACCCGACAUUAUCUCUAUCUCGGUCCGCAAGCUGAUUGAAGACGAGCUCGAAAAGGCCGAAGGGGAACAGGCUGCCCUGCAAAGCUUCUUGGAGAACUUCAAGACUGAGAUGCUGGAGUACUCUGACCAGCUCGUACGCUAUGGAUUGCUGAAAGUCAAGCUCCAACGACUCCAGACUCUCGAAACCAACCUCCAGUCUCAGUUACCCUCUGCACCCUCCCAUGAACCACCCGCCAAGCGGAAAAAAAUCAAAAAGAAACACGGCCCUAAAUAA